Molecule: messenger RNA, 1020 nt
Organism: Penicillium brevicompactum
Lineage: Eukaryota; Fungi; Ascomycota; Eurotiomycetes; Eurotiales; Aspergillaceae
Product: putative GTPase MTG1
Exons: 2
Coding region: 1-1020 (339 amino acids)
Cellular component (GO): mitochondrion
Molecular function (GO): GTP binding; GTPase activity
Source: RefSeq, a predicted model, not a curated record
AUGGCGCAUUUCAUCCCGCGCAGUUCAUUCCCCCACCAUGGGGCGAUUCCACGAUCCUAUUUCUUAGGACACCACCGCGCUGGUCUGACUAAAAUGAAGAGCAUGCUUUCAUCUAUUGACUAUGUGGUUGAGUGCCGUGACUACCGAGCUCCUGUGACUUCGAUCAAUCCCAUGUUCGAAGAGGCGCUGGGAAAGAUGCGACGAUUGAUCGUUUAUACAAAAAGAGAUCUUGGAAAUCCUCCCAAAUCUCCCCUUCAGAAAAUUACAGAGCGUAAGCUGGAAAGCUUCGAUCCCCAAAGCGCCGUCUUCUUCACGAGCUCCUCCUCGCGCCAAGAUGUCAGCCAGAUCAUCAAACACCUCCGCAAUGACGCCGAAGCCGUUGAUAAACUAGUGGGGUGCCGUGUUCUGGUGGUCGGGAUGCCAAAUGUUGGCAAGUCGACUUUGAUCAACAACCUACGCAAUUCGGGCGUUGGCAAAGCGAAGGCACUCAAGACUGGCCAGCAGCCUGGUAUCACGCGCAAGGUUGCUACUCAAGUGAAGAUCAUUGAGCGCGAAGGAGGGUCACAUGUCUACGUUCUGGACACACCAGGAGUCUUCAUGCCCUAUGUCCCAGACGCCGAGAACAUGCUGAAGCUGGCAUUGUGCGGGUGUGUUAAAGACAAUGUCAUAUCUCCAAUCACCCUGGUGGACUAUCUAUUAUAUCACAUCAACCUGCAUGACCCUGCAGUCUACAAACGAUGGUCCGAGCCGACGAACGAGGUUGUUCCGUUGCUCGAGAGCUUUGCGCGACAAACCGGCCUACUUGCAAAAGGCGGAAUCCCAAACACAGAAGGAGCCGCGCUGAACUUCAUAUCAAGAUGGAGACAAGGAGAGUUAGGUCGGUUUUUGGUGGAUGACCUCGAGGUCGAAGAACAAAAACGAGCUGAUCCCGAUCAAAAAGAGCGCAUGAGCAUGACGCAGGCCUUGAGAGCCACAAGGGGCGCUCGAAAGAACAAGCCCAAUCCAAUCAGCAACCUGUAA